UAUCAAAUCCUUCUAUUAACUGAAACUUUGACUUUUAUUUUUGGACUAUAAACAUAAUUUUCGUUUACAAUUAAAUACUCUCUGCUAACAGGCCUAAAUCCUGAGCAUAGCUUACUUUACAAUAUCCUUGAACGGACCGGCGCCGAGAAAGACGACUUUGUUUACAACAUGGCGGACAAGCGUGUGGGAAAUGUGUUCAUGCCGGGAGAUGUUUUGGAAGACCUCCAGGUCUCCGAAAGUGUUAAAAAGAUCGUUUUGGGUCCUGGGCUUAUUGAUGAUGGAAACAGAAUUAAGAUAUCAAAGCCUGGAAUAUUAAGAUUCAGAGAACCCGGUAUUUACUGGAUUGACUGUCACCAGAAACGUUAUGUGCCAUCAAAAGGAGACUCGGUCAUUGGCAUCAUUACUCAAAAGGCUGGAGAUAUUUUCCGUGUGGACAUUGGAGGUAGUGAACAGGCCAGUUUGUCAUAUCUGUCAUUUGAAGGAGCAACCAAGAGGAAUCGGCCUGACGUUAAGGUUGGCGACAUAGUCUAUGCCAAGCUGUUGGUGGCCAAUAAAGACAUGGAGCCCGAGGUGGUCUGCAUAGACAGCUAUGGGCGCAGCAGUGGAAUGGGAGUUAUACGCAAUGGAGGAUUUCUGUUCAACGCCUCUCUCAACUUAGUCAGAAAACUCCUGAGUCCCCAGUGUGCCUUGGUCAAAUCUCUUGGGCACAGAUUCCAGUUUGAGCUUGCGGUCGGACUCAAUGGAAGAGUGUGGGCCAAGUCUAAAAGUGACAUUCAGACCAUUGCCAUGGCCAAUGGAAUUAUGGCUUCAGAAUUUAUGGACAAUAAUCAAAUCAAAGCCAUGUGCAAAAGAUUAUCUCGUGCUGUUUCUGGAAUGGAAGUGGAAUGAUAUUUGUAUGUAAAAAAAAAAACCCCAAAAAACUUUGUCAAUGUUUUGUAUGUCUGGUUUUAGUCGAUGAUUGUGGUGUACACAUUUUUAAAGUUGUGACGUCUCGUCAUAGUCAGUAUGAAAAUGUAAGAUGAAUUGAAUGGGCGAAAUAAUAAAAUGGAGUUGCAAUUUCU
This is a messenger RNA of Aplysia californica (California sea hare), 1061 nucleotides long. RefSeq names its product exosome complex component RRP40. Gene Ontology annotation, cellular component: cytoplasmic exosome (RNase complex); nuclear exosome (RNase complex). NCBI's taxonomy places the organism in Eukaryota, Metazoa, Mollusca, Gastropoda, Aplysiida, Aplysiidae. The coding region runs from base 169 to 888 and encodes 239 amino acids. Gene Ontology annotation, biological process: nuclear polyadenylation-dependent rRNA catabolic process; U4 snRNA 3'-end processing; TRAMP-dependent tRNA surveillance pathway. The record is from RefSeq and is a predicted model, not a curated record. Gene Ontology annotation, molecular function: RNA binding. The transcript has 4 exons.